AUGACUGCAAUCACGACUGCAAUCACGACUGCAAUUUCUGCUAUCAUCAUCCUACUCUUACUGAUCGGUGUUUGCCCUACCGCAUCACAGGAUGAAAUUGGCUUAGACAACCUUGGCGUCAGUGACAGUAUCGCAGGGGCAAACGUGAACACAACAACAUUUCUGACACAUGGUGACAUUGCCCCCAAUUUACAAAGAAAUGCAGUUCCUUGCACAAGAAGAGGAUGCAAAUGGCCUAAGUGGGGAAGACGCGUCUAUGUGCCUGUCACUAUUUCAUCCCGAUUCACCAGCCAAGAGCGCAGAACAAUCAUUCGUGCUUUAGUGAGUUUUCAUCGGAGCACAUGCAUUCGCUUUAUGUGGAAACGCAGUUGGCAAAAAACCUAUCUGCACUUUUUCUCUGGAUCUGGGUGUUGGUCAUACCUUGGUCGUCAAAGGGGAAGGCAGCUAGUCUCUUUGCGGAAAAAUGGCUGUGUGCGCCAUGGCAUUGUGCAACACGAGGUUCUUCACGCUCUUGGAUUUCACCAUGAGCAAGUUCGGUCUGACCGAGAUGCUCACGUCAGAAUUUUGUUUCAGAACAUAAUUUCAGGAUUUGAAAGGAACUUUCAGAAGGUGAACACCAACAACUUGGGUACUCCCUAUGACUUUGACUCCAUCAUGCAUUACAGCAAAUUUGCCUUCUCCAAAAACAGACAACCAACUAUUGUCGCUAAAAGAGACCCUGGCCGUAUGUUUGGUCUUUCAUCAAGCAUGACUCGCAAUGACAUCGCACGUGUCAAUGCUCUAUAUCGAUGCCGUAGGUAUUAA
Molecule: messenger RNA, 804 nt
Organism: Nerophis lumbriciformis (worm pipefish)
Lineage: Eukaryota; Metazoa; Chordata; Actinopteri; Syngnathiformes; Syngnathidae
Source: RefSeq, a predicted model, not a curated record